UGCCGGGCACCAGUGGACGCCACCACGGCCAGCCUUCAGAGACGGCUCGGGGUCAGCGGCCCUUUUGCCUCUUACCAGACUUCUUUGAAUGUUAAAUUGCCACAUAAUAUGGUGUCAAGAAAUAAUUUGGAGGCAUCUACUUGUAAAAUGACAGAGCCAUUUAAUUUUGAAAAAAAUGAAAACAAGCUUCCACCAUGUGAUUCUUUAAGAAGUCCUGGAGCACAUGCUAACCACCCUAAUUUCCGGUUGAAAAGCCCAGAGAAUGGAAAUAAAAAGAACAAUUUUUUGCUGUGUGAGCAAACCAAACAGUAUUUGGCUAGUCAGGAAGACAAUUCAGUAUCUUCAAACCCUAACAGCAUCAAUGGAGAGGUGGUUGGAUCCAAAGGAGACAGGAGGAUGUUGUCAACAGGAAACUCAGUGUCACCAUUAAAUGCUGGAAACAGUUCACGACUCAAAGAAGUAAAUAGUAAGCCUAGCAAUAACGUGCCUCCUGCAAAGUCAAAAAAAAUACACAAGUUGGUUGAGAAUUCCUUGUCCAUAAAUAAUUCAGCACUCUUCAACUCCUUAGGACCUCCUUUUCGGUCAACAACUUGCCAUCGCUGUGGCCUGUUUGGAUCGCUGAGGUGUUCACAGUGCAAGCAGACAUACUAUUGCUCCAUAGCAUGCCAGAGAAGGGACUGGUCAGCACACAGCAUCGUGUGCAAACCUGUUCAACAAAAUUUCCACAAAUGUGAAGAUAGUAAAUCACCUUUUGAAACAAAGAACAUGCAAGUGAAAAAUGAGGGUGACUAUCCUCUUGGAGUUACUAAAGAAAUAGCCAUUUGUGCUGAUAAAAUAAUGUUUUCUGAUUUGAGAAGUCUACAACUCAGGAAAACCAUGGAAAUAAAGGGUACAGUUACUGAAUUCAAACACCCAAAUGACUUUUACGUGCAGUUAUGUUCUUCAGAAGUUUUAGAAUACAUGAACCAACUCUCUGCGACUUUAAAGGAAACCUAUGCAAAUACAGCUCAGGAGGAGGAUUACAUUCCUGUUAAGGGGGAAGUUUGUGUUGCCAAGUACACUGUUGAUCAGACCUGGAACAGAGUAAUAAUACAAGAUAUUGAUAUGCUGCAGAAGAAGGCACAAGUCUUAUAUAUUGAUUAUGGAAAUGAAGAAAUAAUUCCAGUAAACAGAAUUCACCAACUAAAUAGAAACAUUGACUUAUUUCCUCCAUGUGCCAUAAAGUGCUUUGUGGCCAAUGUUAUCCCAGCAGAGGGGAAUUGGAGCAAUGAAUGUGUCAAAACUAUUAAAUCACUGUUAAUGGAGCAGUACUGCUCUAUAAAGAUUGUCAACAUCUUAGAAGAAGAAGUGGUUACCUUUGCUGUGGAUGUUAUGCUGCCAGGUUCAGGAAAAUUCUUAGAUGAUGUGCUCAUAGAAAUGGGAUAUGGCUUGAAACCCAAGGGACAAAAUUCUAAGAAGCAAAGUGCAGAUCCAAAUGAUCUUGAGGAUGUUGGAAAAAUGACAGCUGAAAACAAAGUUGUUGUGGAUAGAAGUGAUUUAAUCCCGAAAGUGUUAACUUUGAAUGUAGGCGAUGAGUUUUGUGGUGUGGUUGCCCACAUUCAGACUCCAGAAGACUUCUUUUGUCAACAGCUGCAAAGCGGACAUAAGCUCGCUGAACUUCAGGCAUCUCUCAGCGAGUACUGUGGUCAAGUGCCUCCACGCUCAGAUUUUUAUCCAACAAUUGGUGAUAUCUGUUGUGCGCAAUUCUCAGACGAUGAUCAGUGGUACCGUGCCUCUGUUUUAGCUUAUGCUUCUGAACAGUCUGUACUGGUCGGAUAUGUAGAUUAUGGAAACUUUGAAAUCCUUAGUUUGACAAGACUCUGUCCCAUAACUCCAAAGUUGCUGGAAUUGCCAAUGCAAGCUAUAAAGUGUGUGCUGGCAGGAGUAAAGCCAUCAUUAGGAAUUUGGACUCCAGAAGCUAUUUGUCUGAUGAAAAAAAUUGUGCAGAACAAAAUGAUCACGGUGAAAGUGGCAGACAAGCUGGAAAACAGCUCCCUGGUGGAGCUUGUAGAUGAAUCUGUGAUGCCUCACCUCAGUAUUGCUCAGGCACUCAGAGACGCUGGCUUUGCCGUCUGGGAGACUGGGGUGCUGGCCGAGAAGCCCAGUGUUAUGAAAGAAGCCAGCGUUCCCUUGGGUAUAGAAGCAAAACUAAGUCCAUUGGAGUGGACAUGGGUUGAACUUGCUGUUGACCAAACAGUGGAUGUUGUGGUCUGUAUGAUGUACAGUCCUGGUGAAUUUUAUUGCCAUGUGCUUCAAGAGGAUGCUUUAAAGAAACUCAAUGAUUUGAACAAGUCACUAGCAGAAUAUUGCCAGCAGAAGGUGCCCAGUGAUUUUAAGGCCGAAAUAGGGCGACCAUGUUGUGCUUCUUUUGCAGGUGAUGGUAAUUGGUAUCGUGCUUUAGUCAAGGAAAUCUUAUUGGAUGGAAACAUUAAAGUCCAUUUUGUGGAUUAUGGGAACAUGGAAGAAGUUACUGCAGAUGAACUCCAAAUGAUCCCAUCCAAAUUUUUAAAACUUCCAUUUCAAGGAAUACGGUGCUGGUUAGUAGAUAUACAGCCUAGAAACAAACACUGGACUGAAGAAGCCAUAGCAAGAUUUCAGAUGUGCGUUGCAGGGAUAAAACUCCAGGCCCGAGUGGUUGAAAUCACUGGACAGGGAGUGGGAAUCGAGCUCAUUGAUCUCUCCACUUCUUACCCCAGAAUAAUUAGUGAUGUUCUGAUUGAUGAACAUCUGGUUUUAAAAACUAGUUCGCCACGUAAAGACUUGACAAAUAACAGACCCGUUAGUAAACGUGAUCUUCAAGUUGAUGUCCUGGGGCUUCAAGCCAUCUCUUUAGCUGAACAGUGGAGGACGACAGAAUUGCCAGUUAAUAAAACUGUACAAGCAACCAUAUUAGAAAUCAUAAACCCACACUUGUUUUAUGCUCUACCAAAUGAGAUGCCAGAAGAUCAGGAAAGAUUGUGUAUAUUGACAGCUGAAUUGUUAGAAUAUUGCAAUACUCAGAAAAGCCGAGUGUCUUACAGACCCAAAAUUGGAGAUGCGUGCUGUGCCAAAUACACCAGUGACAACUUCUGGUACCGUGCCAUUGUUCUGGGGGCAUCAGAUGUUGAUGUGAAAGUACUCUAUGCAGACUAUGGAAACAUUGAAACUCUGCCUCUUUCCAGAGUGCAGCCAAUUUCCACCAGGCACCUGGAGCUUCCUUUCCAAAUUAUUAGAUGUUCCCUCGAAGGACUAAUGGAAUUGAAUGGAAGCUGCUCUCAUUUAGUAAUAGAACUACUUAAAAAUUUCAUGUUGAAUCAGAGUGUAAUGCUUUCUGUAAAAGGAAUUAUCAAGAAUGUCCAUACAGUGUCGGUUGAGAAAUGCUCUGAAAAUGGUACUAUCAAUAUAGCUGAAAAGCUGGUGACAUAUGGUCUGGCAAAAAACAUCGCAUCUAAAGAGCAAAGUGCUUUAAGUACAGAAAGGACGUGCAGGAUGAAUUGCUGUUGCACAGCGUUACAGAAACAAGUUGAAAAACACGAACAGAUUCUUCUCUUCCUCUUAAACAAUCCAACCAAUCAAAAUAAAUUUAUUGAAAUGAAAAAAUUGUUAAAAAAAGCAGUCUCUCUCGGAGAUGAACACUUAGAAGAAAGGAGACUGGGACGGCUGGACUUACAGACAGCACAGCAUCUUUUGUCUUUGUUGAUUGGGAAUGUUGUCUCCUGUGCCUCCAUUUUUGUUUGCUUGCUGCUCUUCUGUUAGGUUGGGUAGUUUUAUUUUUCCCUCUGAGUUCUUCCUCCCAAAUAAGUCUUGCAUGAAAGUUUCAUACCACAUUCAUGGGGGAUAUUGGGAAGGGAUACACAGGGGCUUUUGUAUAUAUAAAUUUUUAGGACUUAGAGGUACUGAAGAAAAUAUGGCUCCAUGUUACUAGCAGAUAAAUCUAGUUGAUAGAUGUGUAGGAGUUUUAUUUUUUUGGAUUUUUCUGUAUGUUUGAAAUACUUCAUAAUAAAAUGUGCCCUGCUCUCGCUGUCCUCAUCUGCCUCUUCCACUUAAUAAAUGUUCUUUGUCUUGUCGUUGCUUCAGUCCUGGCUCUUCUUUUCCUGUCCACUCUGAGCUCAUCAGCUUCUUUCUCUCCAUCCUAAAUUGGAUCUCUCUUCCUUUGGCCUUUGGGCACGGGGUCUGUUCUUGGUCUUUCAGCCUCUCCAAGGGGAAGGAACUUUCUGUUUUCUGCUCCUGCCAUCCAUACCCUUCCAAAUCUGUAGCCACUUAGACUUUGUUAUUGUAGGUAGAAUUUACAUUUCUCGAAGUACAAAUACAGUUAACAAUGUAAGUUAAAAAUUGAAGUUAGAGUAUAUAUUUUUCUUGAAGUACAUAAGGUAAUUUUAGUUUCUACUAAGCUCACAUAUGCAGAAUUAUGGACCAGCUGACUUUUCCUGCUAACCUGUAAAUUUCUGUUUGGGAAUUUUCCCAUGAUUUAAGUAUCAGACUCUGAUAAACCUAAGAUGAUGUCACCAACUCAAGAAAUUAAAGACUUUUUUUUUUUUUUUUUGCUUUUACUGGUAACGUGUCAGACAGAUUAAAUGGAAUUUUUCCACAUGGAAAAAGUUGUUCAAACAUUGAUGUGCUUUUAUUGGAUGAAAAUGUAUGCUGCUCAAAAUCCUUUCACUUUUUCAGCCUUGUGUUCUCAUGGCCACUGUUUUGCUAACUUCCUUUUAUCUGUACAUACUAGGAAAACUGGAUGCUUAGUUUGUACAUUCUUAGUUUAA
This is a messenger RNA of Leptonychotes weddellii (Weddell seal), 4778 nucleotides long. Lineage: Eukaryota; Metazoa; Chordata; Mammalia; Carnivora; Phocidae. The record is from RefSeq and is a predicted model, not a curated record.